AUGGUCUUCGACCAGACCGCGAUACCCUUCCGGUAUCCGACGCCUGAUACUCCAACGUCACCCGCCACAGACGGUCCGGCGAAAGCGCUGAACACCCCGGUCAACCCCAAACAGAGCGCUCCGGCGGUGCAGAAGCCGGCGCAGCCCAAGAAGCAACCAAACUCCAUAUCUUCAGCCAACCGAGAGGCAUAUACGCAUAACAAGGCUCGGCUCGAAAUUGUCUUGCCGACUAAGAGUCAGCUUGAAGCUGCCGCCGCUGCCGCAGCUCUGAACCAACAACCAGGGAGCGCAAAUGUUGCGAGCACAUCCAAUGCCGUGGCACCGGCCAACGUCGCGCCACGCCCUCGACAAGAGGCGUCGGCGUUGGAGUCGUCUCACCCCGCCAACGGCACGCAGCAAUCGGUCCCGAGCGCGCCAGCCAAGACAUCACAAGCACCGUCAGCGUCGCAGAAGGCGUCAAUAGCUAUUGAGCUUCCCAGUGCGCCCAGGAUCAACAAGGAGGAAUAUUUAAUCGUACCGGACGAACCCGAUGAGUCCGAGAAUCUAUCGCUGAAGAAGCGGAAGCGGGAAGACCUUGAUGGUGAUGACCUCUACGGAGACAGUUUAGACAUGCGCCAGAGAGCUGAUGCGGCCCUCCAUGAGUUGAGAGUCUUCUUGCACAAUGUGUUCCAGGCCGAAGACCACGCCUUGAGCCAACAGUACGGCAACGAAAUGGUCACGGUCAUUGCAGAGAACGAAGCCAUUAUGACCGCUGGGGCACAAGCCAAGGUACAGUCGCUGCUUGCGAAGGCAAUAUCGCUGAACUGCUACAAGAGGGUCCCACUUGAUCACCUCCUCCGCCUUCUCCGUCUUUCCGAGGGCGCUCUGAAACAGGUCGAGUCCUUCGACUUCAGAGUUGACGAGUCCUGGGGGUCUGCCGAGGUCGAACAGUGGUUGCAGCAACUUCCGCUUCUUGAAUCUGCCAUGCGAGCCGCCCGGACCUCUCUAAGGAUGAUGUGCGGUGGCCGGGAGGAAAAGCAGCUCUACCCGGAAGACGUGAUUGAGCGAUGCCUCAAUCUGUGCAAGCGCCUCAUUGACGGGGUUGUCCUUCCCAUCGUGGAACUGAGAAAUUCCCAGGGCACCGCAGAGCUUUUUCGAGCGAUCUCUUCCAGCAAAAAGAAAAUCUAUGCCCUUUUCACAGACUGCCAGAAGCUGUUUUCGCUCAUGUCCACUCUGAUCUCCAAGGUCGACACAUCGGACACCGUUACUAAUACGCUUGAGUUUGCCGCAUCGCGGCUGAUCUUCAUGGAGACUGCAAGCGCCGAGAAAGAUUCCGUCAUUGACACGCAAAAGUUUGACGGGCUCCGCUUGGUCGCGAUGGACAUGCUCUCGCAAAUCUUCUUGCUCAACCCAUCUCAGCGUCAAGGGAUCUUUGACGAGAUUCUCACGUCCUUGGAGAAGCUGCCGUUGGGCAGGCGGGCCCGGACGUUCAAGCUCGUCGACGGCAAUAGCAUCCAGCCUGUUUCAGCACUGAUCAUGCGCCUUGUCCAGGCGAGUGCUGGGAAGGUUGAUGAAGGAAAGAAUAGAAGGCGCAGAGGCGUAGCUGCUGAAGAUGGCCAAGAAACCAACGGGAAUCACCAGCCGACAGCACAGGAGACAUUCGCGAUCCGGGACGAGGAUCAUGCCGCCAUCCAACACUCCACCGCGAUCCAAGAACUCGAUAGUCUGGCGACGUCCCUACUAGACACCGCCAAAGCCAACGCUUCGUACGUUAUAAAGUUCAUCGCUAACCGGGCGCUCAAGUCGACCAAGUCCGGCGACACGCCGUACCGCAACCUGCUCGAUCUCUUCGUUGAGGAUUUCACCACUUGCCUGGACAAUCCGGACUGGCCUGCCGCUGAGCUGCUCCUCCGGUUGCUCAUGGUGAUGAUGGUCAACCUUGUAGAGAAUGAUAAGUCGGGAGUUCCAGCCAAGAACAUGGCCCUUGAACUUCUGGGCAGUAUGGGCGCCGCCAUUUCCAAGCUUCGUGGUCACGUCAGAAAGACGGCGAGUGCCCUGGAUGCCAGGGACGCGGAUGAAUUGGGCAUGCUUCUCUCGGAUCUGGCAGCAUCGGCGCUGGAGCUCAAGUCUCGCCCUGAGCAGAUGAUCGCCUGGACCGGUCCGUACCGCGCCGCGCUCGAAUACCUCGAGAGUCGCUUCUCCCAGGACCCGCACCUGGCGAGUGCCAUCUCGUUCAUCGUAUCAGACUGGGGCACCAAAGUCUGCCACUGCUACGACUCGUUCGACGAUGACGUCCGCGAGCGGGAUCAGGAGCUUGGCCGACUGGCCUAUCGGCUCCGAGAGAUGAUUCAAGAUCGCCGUUGGCUGUCCAACGAGCACUCCUUCAGGGACGUCAGCCCCAGCCAGGCCAAGCUGUCUUACUCCAUUACUCUCUUGCGGUCACAGCUCUGCGAGGCGUUUAGUACAAUAUUGAACAUCCUUCUGAAUUCGAUGGCUAGCGACCAGCCGACAGUGAGGAGCAAGAGCUUGAAGAGCAUCAAUCAGGUUCUGGAAACCGACCCGUCGAUUCUAGACGGCGACUCCAUCGUCGUCCAGCUGAUCCUCCGGUGUUCGAACGAUUCCUCGACCCAGGUGCGAGACUCUGCGAUAGGCCUUAUCGGCAAGUGUAUCGGCAUGCGGCCAGCGCUGGAGGAGAGGAUGACGGAGACUGUGAUCGACAGGUUCUCGGAUGCUGGGCCGGGUGUGCGGAAACGUGCCAUGAAACUGGCAAAGGAUAUCUACCUCCGCAACAACAACAGGGCUCUACGGAGCGCGAUCGCCAACGGCCUGCUCCACCGUGUCCAAGACCCGGAGGAGAGCGUGAGAGACCUUGCCCGCCAAGCGAUUGAGGAGAUUUGGUUCACGCCUUUCCACAGCGGAGAGAACUCCACGGCGUCUCAAAUAUCUCUCGCGGAGCACGUUUCCCUCAUGGUCCAGACUGUCAAGCGAGGAAAUGUCGCCGGCGUCCUAGACAAGGUGUUGCAGACGCUCUUGGGGCCGGAGUCGAAGACGGCCCAGGCGUCGAUGGAGGUGUGCACAAAGCUUGUCGCCAGUAUGUUUGACCUAGUCGACAACGGCGACUCCAGCGAUCCAUCAACGCCGCCCGGGCGCGACGUCCUCCAAGUCCUGAUGAUAUUCGCCAAGGCUGAAGCGAGUCUCUUCACGUUUGAGCAGCUGCGUCUUCUGAAGCCGCACAUCACGAGUAUCGGCAGCAGCGAGGAUGUGGCCGUCUCCAGAGCGGUGGUGGUGAUUUAUCGCCGGGUCUUGCCUCGGCUUUCGAGCGCUCACGCCCACUUUCUUGCAGAUGUGCGCAAGGAACUGCUCCCCGUCGUGUCUAAAGUCACCCGGGCCUUGCUUGACGACGUCAUGGCAUGCCUGUGGAUAAUCAGCACGUUGCUUGAGACCUCGGAGCACCUUGCCAGGUUGGUCUUGUCGAGCUUGACAGCCAUCCAAAAAUUGCGGAUGAUGAGCCAGAAGGAGCCUCUCGACCAACUCAGAAUCCGCCAGUUCGAUAGGUACUCGCUCAUUGUGGGCAUGGCGGGGAAGCACUGCAACCUUGACAGCCACCUGGAGUUAUUCAAGAAGGGCUUUCCGAAGUGGAACGGCGAUACCGCGUCGAAGCUCAUGGUCGAUGUUGUGGUGCCUUUCGCUGCUCCGUCCCAGCCUUUAGAAGUCAGGAAAGCGGCGCUUGAUUCGGUUGGUCUGGUGUGCCAGUCAUCACCUCGGAACUACGUAUCGGCCAACGUCUACACUGCGUUCCAGCAGGUGUUCGAUGACCAGGUUCCGAUUCUCGAAUCGGUGAUUCUACGGUCCCUCAAGGAGUUCCUGUUCGCAGAGGAGAAGCGAUCCGAGGAAGCUGCCGAUGGUCCGGCAAUCAAUAACACUAAGCCUGAGAAGAAGCGCGAGCUCACCGUCAUUGGUGGUACCAACUACGACGAUGUGGCCAGCGCCACUACGCAUCGGUUUCUCAGGGAGAUUACUCGCAUCGCUACCUCUACUCAGGACGACCAUGCCUUCCUUGCCGUCGAGGUGCUCGCCAGCAUCAACCGACAAGGCCUAGUGCAUCCGAAGGAGACGGGUGUAACCUUCAUCACGCUGGAGACAUCGUCGAACCCGCGCAUAUCGGAGCUUGCUUUCCUCGAACACAUGUCUCUCCACGGCAAGCAUGAAACGGUUGUCGAGCGGGAGUACGUCAAGGCGAUACAGUCGGCUUUUGCGUAUCAGCGCGACAUCGUCAAAGAUCCGCGCGGCGCUACCACGAAUCCCUUCACGCCCAAACUCCAUCUACUCAUGGAGGUGUUGAAGAUCAGCAAAUCGAAGAACCGCCAGAAGUUCCUCGAGAAGCUCUGCGCUCAAGUCGACUUCGACAUUUCCAAGCUCGACAUGUCGGAGGAGCUUCCGCCUCACGUGCAGUACUCGCGCUUCAUCAUCGAGAACAUUGCCUACUUUGAGUACGUCACGGUUGGCGAGCUGCAUUGCAUAGUCUCAGCGAUGGAAAAGCUCGUUACCUCUACAGGCGCGACUGUGGCACAAGCAAUCGAGUCGGAAGUAUUCCAGGUCCGUAUGGACACCAUCGAGUCCCUUUCCCAACCGGAACGGCAACCGACCGAGGCACCACCUGGCGGGGCCUUCUCGCAGUCGGAAACCGCUCCCCCAGCCCAACCUGAAAUUACCAUCGACCUUCACCGCUUGCGCCAGUUCACCGCCGGCUCGAUGAUCCUCCUGGCCCUGUGGGAAGUGCGCACCUACCUUCGUCGGCUCUACGGCAUGGGCACUACCAACCGCCGCGAGGGCAAGAGCAAGCUCCAAGCCAAGGACCUGUCCAAGCCCCCCGUCAAGGUUCAAGGCGUCACCGGCGACAAGGUCUGGGAGGAGAUUGGCACCAUCAUGACGUCGCUUACGGACCGCCAACGCAUGAUGGCGACGUGCAAGGCAUUUGUGGAGCUGAUGAAUGUCGACAAGGAGUUCCUGGUGCCGGCCGAGGAGGAUGAGGAGAUGGACAUGGAUGCGGACGGCGACUCGUUAGGGAUGGGCAGUGGUGCGGAUGAGGAAGAUGAUGAUGAGAUGGUGCAGCUGCCGUCGUCUUCGGGGAGGGGCAGGAAGCGCAAGGCCCAGCACGGCGGAGCGGCCGGGCCGAAGAAGAAGAUGGCCAGAUCCGGGUCGCAGCAGCCCAGGAAGAGGGGCCGACCUAGGAAACAGAGCGCUGACGCGCAGCUGCAGGCACCGAUGCAGGAACAUGCGAUUGAGGGCUUUGAUGGCGAGGAAUGGUUUUAG
Messenger RNA from Thermothelomyces thermophilus ATCC 42464, 5292 nucleotides. RefSeq lists its product as uncharacterized. Gene Ontology annotation, cellular component: Scc2-Scc4 cohesin loading complex. The transcript has a single exon. Gene Ontology annotation, biological process: regulation of gene expression; establishment of mitotic sister chromatid cohesion; establishment of protein localization to chromatin. Bases 1 to 5292 code for a protein of 1763 amino acids. NCBI's taxonomy places the organism in Eukaryota, Fungi, Ascomycota, Sordariomycetes, Sordariales, Chaetomiaceae. The record is from RefSeq and is a predicted model, not a curated record. Gene Ontology annotation, molecular function: chromatin binding.